Molecule: messenger RNA, 1785 nt
Organism: Penicillium subrubescens
Lineage: Eukaryota; Fungi; Ascomycota; Eurotiomycetes; Eurotiales; Aspergillaceae
Product: fungal specific transcription factor domain-containing protein
Exons: 1
Coding region: 1-1785 (594 amino acids)
Biological process (GO): DNA-templated transcription
Molecular function (GO): zinc ion binding; DNA binding
Source: RefSeq, a predicted model, not a curated record
AUGAACACGUCCGGCUCGACGCUCGAUAGCCGCCUCAUAUCGCCAGAAGCACCCCGUUCGCCGCAAUAUUAUUUUGCAAUCUUUCAAACGACGGAUACUUUUGUCGCUAAGGCUACAUCCCCAAGUAGUCCUAGCAGUAUUGCGACGAGUUCCCAGAUUCGUACCCUUCGGAAGCUUGGCAAGGGCAGGGACACACCUCAACCACAGCGGGUGUCUCCGAGAAUCACAAAGAUUGUUCAGCUACCCGAGUCUUCUAUCUUGUGGUCCCGCGUGGAAGCUUUCUUGCAAGAGUUCGGAUGUUUCUGGCCAUUCUUGCGCGGGGAAAAUGUUCGUGAAAAAUUAUCGGUCGCCAUAGGCUCGACAAUGCGUGGCAGCCAUCCGAACCAGAUAAUCGUGACAGCGACAAACUGCAAGAUGAUUGCCAUUUUGUUCAAUAUGCUCGCCUAUGCGGACCUGAUGGAUGAAGUAUUCGCCACCGCCGAUAUUUCUCCUGGAUCUCAAUCCUAUUGCCAAGGGCUAAGUCUGAUGGAGUCUUUUGGGAUGCUCCAUGAUAACGACUUGGAGACGAUGAUCUAUUAUACUAUCGCAGCAUCAUUUUUUCUGGCCGCUGAAAAGCUACAUACGGCUUUGCAGAGUGCUUCUCAGGCUUUCCAUAUCGCUCGCUGUCUUGAGUUGAACAAUCAAAAGCGGUGGCCUGAAAAUACAGAGGCCGAGAUUGCUUGUCGCCAGUCUCUCUGGUGGACAUUGUAUUUUCUCGACAAAAGGAUCACCCAAAAGAUUGGUAUCUCGUACUCUGUUCGAGAAAAUGAGUGCGGUGUCAGGGAGUUUGAUGAUGAUGGAACCGGCGAGAGUUUACGCGACCAUCAUGAAAUGCUACAAAGCAUGGUGAACUACAGUCAUUUGUGGGCUUAUAUUUGGGACGGCUUUUUCUCCCCACGCGCCUCGGUGAAACAAAUUGAUUUUGAUGAAGUUGAAUUAACAGACACCAAGAUUAUGCUGGCCUAUCGUCGUCUUCCCGACAGCCUUCUUUGGGAUUACCGAAAGGCUUUGGAAUACAUGAAGGGUGAUAACGAGACACAGAUCCGGCGGCGACUUCUAGUUUUUCUGGUAAGAUUCCAUAAGAUCCAAUUGAAAAUUGCUGUAGUCUGCAUCCAUCGAGUACUGACACUUCAGCCUCAGAGGUUUACAUUUCUCCGCCUCAGCAUCAGACAUAGCCAUUUACGAUCGGAGAAGCACGAGCGACAGCGACGUGAGUCGUGUAUUUCUCUUUGCAAAGCAAUGGUAGAUGCGGUUCAGUCCUACACCGAUAGUUUCGGCAGUCACAAGCCCAGCGGCUAUUUCUUGACAUCUGCACUAGUGGAGAGUCUGUAUUGGAUUGAGAUCGAGAGACGACAAGAAACCCCAGUGGCAGAAGCAUGUCACCUUGACAGUAUCAAAGAAACUGCGAGACGACUCCUUCAUGACCUUUCAUUGAGUAUCGGGGCUGCCUCGAGAGCUUAUCAGUCUUUAAGUGAUGUUCUUUCCAACAACGUUUGGGAAGAGCUGCUCCAGGAUCCUGAGAAUUUACCAGACUUCAGCGAGCUUUUCAUAGACGAGAUGCACUUGCCUGACAAUACUUCACAAGUGAGAAUGGAGAGUGGCACGCCCGAAUCGACGUAUUCGAGACUUUUCUCAAAGUCUAUGCCAGCGUGGAUCGCGGAAAAUGGAUUAAAUGACCUUGGGGACUUUGACUGGGAAAUACUCAUGGAGCCACUACCUUUGACACAGACACAAAAUGAAAGGUGA